UGGUUGUGUGUGACAACUUGUAAAAUGGCAGCUAUCUAUGCAAAUGGUGAUUUCAUAAGGCUGAAAGAUAACAAACAGCCAACCUCAGUUGAUGAAGCAGACCGGUACACUUAUGGAGAAAGUGAUGACCUGGACUGGGAUCCAAAGAGAAAAGACAUUGCAGAUGCACCUGAACACACAUUCUCAUCUAGGAAAGAGAAAGACCCGUCCUAUAAGGCAGUUCUUCUGGCUGUCCUUAGUAUCUCUCUGCUCGUGGCUCUGCUGGCUCUGUGUGUUCUGGGAAUUCUCUAUUCCCAUCUACUGAGGUCAUCUGAUUUGUUAAAAGAACAGAACAGAAAUGCUGCAGUCGACAUUGAAAUACAGGAGCAGAAUGCCACAGACAGCACAUUUGAGAGGAGAAAGUACUACUAUUUCUCUUCAGAACAACUGAACUGGAUGGAAAGUCGAGAUUAUUGUAUGAAAACUGGAGGUCAGCUGGUCAAAAUAACAGGCAAAGAUGAUCAGUAUAAUUUGGCCUCAAUAAAGCUGAAAGAGCCGCAUUGGAUUGGACUACAUGAUUUGUACACUGAAGGACACUGGAUGUGGGUGGACAACACAACUCUCUCAGGAGAAACGUUCUGGCAUAAAAGGACAGCUGGUCUAUCUGAACCUGAUAACUGGACACAGGAGAACUCAGAUGGAGAAGACUGUGCUUGUCUGGAAACUGAGAGUGAAUGGUUUGAUGCUUCAUGCUCACAACUAAAAAGGUUUAUCUGUGAAAAGUAA
Sinocyclocheilus anshuiensis is the source of this 765-nucleotide messenger RNA. Its product is annotated as C-type lectin domain family 4 member F-like. The coding region runs from base 25 to 765 and encodes 246 amino acids. The transcript is spliced from 7 exons. Lineage: Eukaryota; Metazoa; Chordata; Actinopteri; Cypriniformes; Cyprinidae. The record is from RefSeq and is a predicted model, not a curated record.